Cheilinus undulatus (humphead wrasse) is the source of this 1363-nucleotide messenger RNA. Its product is annotated as palmitoyltransferase ZDHHC23-A-like. Gene Ontology annotation, cellular component: Golgi apparatus; endoplasmic reticulum. Gene Ontology annotation, biological process: peptidyl-L-cysteine S-palmitoylation; protein targeting to membrane. Lineage: Eukaryota; Metazoa; Chordata; Actinopteri; Labriformes; Labridae. Gene Ontology annotation, molecular function: protein-cysteine S-palmitoyltransferase activity. The transcript has 5 exons. The coding region runs from base 167 to 1363 and encodes 398 amino acids. The record is from RefSeq and is a predicted model, not a curated record.
CAGUCACAAGGAAGUUCAUGAUUCUUUCCUUCUCUAGCUGAACUUUAAUUUGAACUUUCAGCUGGAAGAAGAAAACCUGAAUCUUCACUCAGGUGUUGACUGUCAGUGUGGCUUUUCCCUGGAGAACUAAGUUUUCAAACAUCAGAGUCAUCUUUAGCCAGCCAUUAUGAAAUGGGAGAAACUGAAGCCUCCAGAGCCUGAUGAUCCUAUGUGCUGCUGUGAGUGUGAUAUCGACCCAUGCACAUGUUGCUGUGAUUGUGAAGAUCUGGAUGAGGCCUUUAACAGGUGGCUGAAGGACAUACCAUCUAAAAGUAGAUCUCAGUCUCCUGUACUCUCAGCCAUGAUUGACAAGCUGGAGAUCUCUAUGAUCCCGGCCCUGGUGCUUCUCCCUCUACUGCUGCGUUUGGCAGCGCUGCAUUACCUGCUGGGUAUCGUCACCUUAACUGCUCUGCCUGGCCUGGUGCUGUGGUACUACUACGCCACACACCGCAAGAGGAGACGCACCCUCUUCUUCCUCACUCUUGCACUCUACUCUCUCUUCUACAUGUAUUACCUCUUCAUCACAGAGAUUGUACCUCGUGGGGACGUCAGCCAGCUGCAGCUGUGGACUGCAACCUCUGGAAUGAUUCUCACCAUCGUCUUUCUUAUUCAUACCAAGAGAGGACCAGGAUUUGUGACAGCUUCCCUACAUGAAGCACACAGUAGAGGUCAGGAAGCCAAUAAAGACUCCACGCACCUAAAUGGAUCUAUUCAAUCAGCAGACUCUUCCUCAGGGAAUGCAGCAGAGCUGCAGGAAACUAAAGAGGCACUGAAAGCAAAAUGGAGUAGGUGUCCUGUGUGCAAAAUAAUGCGCCCCCCACGGGCCGGUCACUGUCGAACCUGUGGAUUAUGUGUCCAGCGUCUGGACCACCACUGCAUCUGGAUAAACAGCUGUGUUGGACAGGCAAACCAUCGCAGCUUCCUGUUGACCCUCUGUGUGUUUUUGCUGACCUCUCUGUAUGGGAUCAGUCUGGUGCUGUGCAGCCUCUGUCCUCGACAGUAUCUCAUGACGGCUCUCCUCUACUGCCCCGGCGUCUACAGUCAGUCCAGCACGGCCCUCUGCUUCACCUGUGCGUGGUACAGCAGCAUCGUCACAGGUGGACUGCUUUACUUGUUGGUGGUUCAGGUUCUGAACAUCAGCGUCAAUGUGACGGAGCGGGAGGCCAUGCUAGCUCUGAGGAACAAAACGGGCCAGAGCCACCUGUGGGGACUCGUUGUUGUCACAGGGGAGUAUUCUCGUGGAUUCUGUCAGAACUGGAUCGAGUUCCUCACCAUGACAGAUGCCUCAGUUUCUCUUCGCUCCAGCCUCACUGACUUGGUCUAG